GGUGACCGUGGAACGGCGAAAGUUUUCUAUGACGAUGAGAAGUCGAAUUUUUGGAUUUUUCGCGUGACAAGUUCGUUGUGAAAAAAAACAAAAAAGAACAAUUACCUUAUUAUUUAGAACAUUUGCAAGCAAUAAAAAAUUUGUUGUGCUACUCUGUCGGCUCGGUGUCGGUGCAUGUUGGGUGUGAAAUAAAAAAAAUCAAUUGCCUCAAAGCCUCUCGACCAAUUUCAAUUUUAUUCUCUGCGUGUGCAAAAAAAAAACUACGAAAAAACGAAGACGAAAAAAGUCAGCAGCGAGGAAGAAAAAGAAUAGAAAGGAAAGCGAAAAUAGCCACAGAAAAAGAAACAAAAUUAAGUCAUUCAAGCCACCAGGCCACGGAAAAUUAAACGACGACGACGACAACGGUCGCGUAGAAGUUGAAGAAAAUGUACAGGAACAGGGGAGGAGGAGCAGCCGCAGAAGCAGUAGUAUAAAUAAAUAGCGAAGCAGCGAAAAGAAGUGUUGCAGCUAUUUUGCGUUUGAUUGUUCGCAUCGCAUUGUAAUCAAGUUUCAUGCAAUAAGAAUAUAUCAAAGUGAAAAUCAAAUUUUCCAAAUCAGAAAGCCUCCUCGACUGGGUGGCAACACGACUGCCACUGUGUGCGUGUGUAUAUGUCUGUGUGUGUGUGAGUGUGCCGCUUGUGACUGUGUGUGUGUGUGAGUGCUCCGAGUUAGUGUUGAGGCGUUCCGUUCGCUCGAAAAAGGAAAAAAUAAAUAUAUUUUAAAGCAAACCGACUGUGUCUUUGUGUCGAAUUUCCGGAAAAAUUCAACAUACGUUACCAUGGAAUAUUACCUAGGAGGAUAUGUCUUAAUGAAUGGAGAUGCAGUCAAGAUCCAACCGCCGGUCUACGCCAAUGUUCCUGUCGAAACGGCAAUGUUAGCUACAAACUUGUUCGGCACCACAGCACAGAUCGCAGCCCCAAACGCAGCAGCCCACAUACCAUUGAUCACAGCCGCCCCAGCAGCUGCUGCCCCCGCUCCAGUCGCAGCCGUGGCAGCGCCACAGACCGCUCCGCUUUCACAUCAGCAUCCACAGCAGGUUCAGGUUCAGGUGCAGCAACAGCAGCAGCAACCGCAUCCACACCAGCAGCAGAUUAUUGCUCAUACACACGCCCACCAACAACACCAGCAGCAGCAACAGUCUCCUCAGACCAUUCAGGCUCAUCCCGCACAGCAUUUGCAAUACGGACAUCCGCCUCCGCCGGCACAGGCACAGGGCGUGGCUAACUCCGCAGUGAUUGUAGGAGGAGGAGUAGGAGGAGGAAGCGCUGCCGGUGCCGGUGCCGCUGCUGAGAGCAUCGAUAAUCCAGAAUUCGCCAUCAUGAAUGGGGCAAUUGGCCAGACCCAAGAUGGCACCGUCGUCUGCUACACAACCGAUGCUCUGGUACCUGGUGUUAAUAAUACGAAUUUAGUUGCAAUCGAGCCGCAACCCCAACACAUUGUAGUGCCGGUUCAGGUUCCUGUUCCAGUUUCCGUUCAGCUACCGGUCACAGUGCCUGCCAAUGGACCGCUGCCCACCCAGAACCCAGAGCUGAAGCAGCAGCAACAGCCACAGCACGGUAACAACCCCAAUGCCGCAGCCGGAGACGAUCCGAAUCUACCGAUAGACAAGCUUAAGCAGAUGUUGGCUACUCAGCUUGAGUACUACUUUUCCAGAGAGAAUCUGGCCAACGAUACUUACCUGCUGUCGCAGAUGGACACCGACCAAUAUGUGCCCAUAUGGACUGUGGCCAGAUUUAAUCUUGUUAGGAAACUAAGCAAGGACAUCAAACUUAUUACGGAGGUGCUGCGUGAGUCGCCCAACGUUCAGGUGGAUGACGAGGGUCUGCGCGUGCGUCCCAAUCGCAAGCGUUGCAUCAUCAUAUUGCGCGAGAUAUCCAACAACACUCCCCUCGAUGACGUCAAGGCUCUUUUCAGCAACGAGAACUGCCCGAGGCCGAUCUCCUGCGAGUUUGCUGCCAACAAUUCGUGGUACAUCACAUUCGAGUCGGACGAGGAUGCGCAAAAGGCCUUUAAGUAUCUGCGCGAGGAGAUCAAGGAGUUUCAGGGCAAGCCCAUUAUGGCGCGCAUUAAGCCCAAAUCGUUUAUCAAUAGAAUACAAGCUGUACCAAAUAUUAAGAACGGCUACCGUCUCACAUCGCCACCGACUGCCGCAGUUUAUGAUCCUUCCGGUGCUGGGGCUGCCGCUGUCAGCUAUACGACCGCCCCACAGCGAUACUUGUAUACCACCAAUGGGACAGUCCUUGGCCCCGCCUCAGUUCCCUACAAUAAUCAGGUAGUGAUUCCGAUUCAACAGAAUCAAUUCUAUCCCGGCUUGAUGGCUGGUCCAUGGCCACCCGGCACUGUGACCGCUGCCGGCCACGGCCAGAACUUCUAUGAGAUUGGUGGUAACAUCUAUGCCACCAAUCCGUUGGCUCCGCAGGCUGUAGCCAGCUUCGCCGCCGCACCUCCACCCACCGCACAAACGAUUGUCACAUCCAAACCGCAGGGUGGUGGCGGUGGCCGCUACAACAACAAUAAUCAUCGUGGCAAUCCCAACAAUAUGGGCGGUGGUGGCAACUCGGGACCACGCGGUGAGCCCCGAAACAAACCCCCGCGCAACACACAGACUCCAUCCCAUAUCCAGAGCGGCAGCAUUGUGCCCAUCCAGCUAGCGGGAGGCAUUCCCGGUGGCAUGGUGAGCGUGGUGCCCGCCAAUAUUGUGGAUCCCCUACAACAGGCUUCGCUGCAGCAGGGCCAGCAACAGCCGGUUCACCAGCAGCUACAGCAGCAGCAGCCGACAAGUUCCGCCCAUGUCCAAGUCCAACAGCAGCAGCAGGCAACGGGGCAGGUGAACAACUCCAAUCGCCAUUAUAAUACAAUAAAGAGUAAUAAUUGGAAGGGUGGAAUGCAGAAGAACCUGGACAAAAGCUAUGGCGGUGCGGUGGCCACUCACCACCACUACAGCACCCAGGCCCAGGGUCUGUCCACACAUGGCCACCAUCUCCAGGCCCAGCAGCAACAGCAGCAACAACAACAGGGACAGGGACAAUCACAACAGCAGCACUAUCAUUUGGCUUCCUCUAGCGGCGCGAGCACACCUCAGGUAUCUUAUGCCAGUGCUCAGGCUACGGCUACCUUGACGCUGGCCCCGCAGCCCAGCCAGCACCAACAUCAUCUGGUGGCCCAUCAUGCCGCCCAGCAACAGACGCAGCAGCAGCAGCAGCCGCCGCAGCAUCAGCAGCAAGUUGAGCUGCAGGAGGCGGGAGAGAACGUGGAGCAUGGUUCGCAUGGGAUGCAACAGGUAAAUCGCAGCAGCAACAUGUCGGCCAGCUCCUCCUCGUCGAUGGCCACAUCAAUCAGCAAGGAGCCGCUGCAAUGGCAGACGCGUCCACGUCGUCGUCGUCGCGAUGAGGAGAGCGGUACUAUCAAUUAUUCUCCAAGCGGUCGAGUGGGGCUCUUUGGCACCUCACCCUCCGCGCCGCAUCAACAGCAACAGCAGAUGAUUUCAUCGUCUUCGUCUUCCGCCAGCAAUGUGCAGUCGGGCAACGGCGGUCCCUCCCAUCGCGGCGGUGAUCGGGAGAGCCAUUACAAUAUUCACGAUGUACCACCACCACAGCCCCAGCACCGGGGCAACUACAAGGGCAACAACUAUAAUCCUAACUAUCACGCCCAGCACUCGUCCAUGUCGAACAGCUCCCAUCACCAUCACCACAAUGCCCUGUCCUCGCAGCACCACCUGCCAGCGGGACAGCAGCAGGGCUCGAGUCACCACUAUCACCACCAUCAUCACCACAAUUCCAUCGGCAGCAAUGUGGGGAACAGCGGAGGAGUGGGCGUCAGCAGUGGAGCUGCAGCCGCAGUCGCUGGAUCUGGGAACAACAGCGUGUCGGGUGGAAACGGCAAUGGCACCAAUGAGCGUGGCAUGCAUCACGUUUCCCUGGGCUAUCAGGGACACCAGCAUCAGCAACAACAACAACAGCAGCAGCAGCAGCAGCAGCAACAACAGCAACAACAACAACAACAACAACAACAGCCGUCAGCGCCAGUGCAACCGCCGCAGUUUGAUCUAGAGGCAACCGCCUUCCCACCACUGCCAGCCUCGUCGGCAUCGGUAAGCACGCCACACACUCCUCAGGCCAAUAGUGCGUCCGUGCACAACUCCAACUCGUCCUCCUCUGCGCCUGCCCUAACACAGAAACAAAAUCCUUAUCAGCAGCAGCAGCAGCUGAGCGGCAGCGUGGAGAGCACCGAGGAUCAGCGUUCAAGCAAUCAUCAGCAGGGCGAGAGUAGUCCUCAUCUGGCCAACAGUUCCGCUGUCUCUGCCGCUGCCAACAACUGGUCCGAGAACCGCCUCUCGGACGUGGUCCGCACUGGUGGGGGAGGAGCCGGUGCCGGUGCCGGUGCCGGUGGCGGUGGCGGAGGUAAGGCCAAGGCUCGCAAGGAGACUGUCCAAAGCAAGCACCAUCCGAAUCAGACCCAGCCGCAGCAGCAGCAACAACAACAACAACCACAGCCGCAGCCACAGCCGCAUUUGCCUCCCAACUUCCAGCAGCAUCAGCGAAAUGUGCCGGUCAGUCCCACGCCAGCCGUGGAGUACGCGCCCAUCGAGGGCAACAAUACUAAAAACGUUACUAAGCAGAGCUCUAGUAGCAGUUCGACCCAUGUGAUAAAGUGUCUAACACCAAAUAUCAAUGCCAGCAGCAAGGACGAGGCAGCCGCCGCCGGAGUCGGGGUAGGAGCCGGACCUGGUGCUGCCCAGCAGCUGGAUAAAUCAAACAAGACUGAGGAUGAAAUGCAUCCAAAGCAGCCGCUGCUGCAGCAGAAUCCGCAGCAACGUCUGGCCGAAUCCUACGUCCAGACUAUGCAGCAGCAGCAGCAGCCGCCACCGCUGGCUGCCCACAACGAUUAUGCAAGGGGCGCGGAGGCAAUCACUGCCGUGCCCGCGGGCGCUGGCGCCUGCAGUGUGGCGACAAAUGCGACCGGUUUGACCGCCAGCCUGGCCGAGUGCAGCCUCAGCCAGCACAAGAAACCGCCCUCCGUUGCCGCCCUGCACGCCAAGAAGGAGGCAAGCCUGACCAAGGAUUCAGCCAGCAAGAAGAGCGUUGCCACCUCAACAUCGAACGAGAACAUUGCCGCCGCCACGGCAAGUAAGCUCAGUUACGCUCAGGUGGCCCAGCAUCACAAGGCCUCCACUGACAGCAAGGAUGGAAGUGCCUCCACAGGCACCCUCUCGCCCACUGGCAGCCAGAAGAUGGAUCUAGUCUUCGGCGAUCCCUCCACAAUCGCUGCCGCAGUGGAGAAGAGUGUGAUCGCCACCGAGAAGCGUGUAGCAGGAGGAGCCUCCCCGGUCGUCAAUGCUGUGCCGUCUGGCAAGGGUGCCAGCGGCAUUCAGACAUUGAAUUCAGCUCAAGUCAGCAAUGCAGUCGGUGCCAAGGAGAAAGAUGCCCGCUCCCAUGCCUCUCCCAUGGGCGGUGGUGGUCGCCACCAGAGCAAGGAGAAGCAACAACAACAACAACAACAUCAGCAACAUUACGGCUCUGGCACAGAGCACAAUACCAAUGCCAAUGUAGGCUCGGUGACCGGCGGCAACCGCAAGUCCAGAGCCCACAACAACUCUUAGGGGAAGGGAAAGUCGUUGCCAAAAGCGAGGCAACUGUGAGCGACCUUUGCAGGAUGCCUCUGAUAAUGCAUCUGCCUGUAUAUAUAUGAAAUUCCAUUUGUAAAUACCAGAACAAUUUUUGUUACAUCUAUAAGUGCUAUAGAUAUUUACCAGUUAACUAAGGAGGCAUACAAAAGCUUUUGCCGCUGCUCAACAGAGAAGAGAAAGAGGAGGAGACGAGGUGGUGGAGUAGCAGGCGGAGCUUGGACCAGUUAUCAUAUUAGUAGGCAAUGGAAUAAAGGAAUAAUGAAUGGUGCAUACCCCUUUCUCCAGCUAUUUACCUGCAUAUAUUUAUAUACGUAUAUAUAUGUAUAUGUAUAAUCAGUUAUCGUUUACUGUUGAUCUACGUCUUUACCUAAGAUUGAGGGGUACACCGUGGACUAGAGCAGAGAUGAUAUUUGCAGAAUAACGAACCGAGAGUAGAUGAAUAGAGAAUGGAGAGAGGAUAGUGGAUAGUGGAUAGAGAGGAUAAGUGUAGAGGAAGAUUUGAAUAUGCCUAAGCUAUGAUUACGAUUACCAUUAAUGAUUACCGAGUGAAUAAGUCUAAGUUUUGAUUUUAGUUAGCCAACUUGCAUCGAACGAUAAAACAGAGCAAAAGAAAGAUACACAUUGUAAACGAUUUUACUGAUAAAUUACUGAUGAAACUCAUGCAUCAUGAAUCAUACGUUACGUUGGUUUCGUUAUUAUCUACGUUUAGUAAUUCAUCAAUAUCAUUUAGCUUACACUCACAAACGACACACACCACACCACACACCACACGACAGCACACACACGAUACACUCACAUCUAACUUAAUGUUUAUAGCCAAAACAGAAGUACACAGAUACGAGUAUAUGGCGUAUAUGUUAUCUAUAUACAUAGCUAUGUCUCUGCUAGUCCCACAAGUUAGGGUUACUUCUAUUAAUUAGAUAUAUACGAGUAUACAUACAUAUAUAUAUAUAUUGAUAUAUUAUUUUGAACCAUUGUAACAUUUUAUCAGUUGGUCUUGUUUGAGCGAAUGGAUUAUAUUUUUAUGUACACAAAUAUUUUUUUUGAAGUGGAUUCUCGUACUUAGUUCACGGCAUAACAACAUACACGCAGACCAACUGCCCUUAUACCCAUGGCCACAACCACAACCCCACCCACCCUUACAACUGAGUAUAUCCUUCAUUUUGAUACUUACGUAUAUCGUAUAAUGAGAAUAACUUAUAUUUUAAAAUUGCAUUUGUUUCCACACAAUGAAUGGCAAUUUUCUCAGUUUGAUGGUUUCACGUCUAUUUCAAGAAGCAAAAGAAAAGAACACGAAGAACGAAGAUCUAGAAUGAUUAACAAGUUAGUGCAUUGCUAAAGCAAAUAAACUCUAUCCUUAUAAAGCGUAGGUGGACACAGCUACAGCUCAGCUCAGCUCAUAAGACAGACACUAUCCAAUGUUAUAUUUACAAUUCUGUAUAUAAGCAUACAAAGAAUGUAUUCUACACUCACCAAACACACACUCUAUAUACAACAAAAAGGUGCCAUAACACUAAAACGAAAACCAACUCACACACGAAAUUCUGCGAGGUUUAGGACAACACAAAUAGGCAUUUAAAAACGGAUUCUAUUCUUAUGUUAAACUGUCUCUCAAUUUAUAAUGCUACCACCCCUCUAAAUAAUGAUGCUCAUUAUCGAUUUUGGUUUCCUUUUUUACGCACAAACACAAAUGAUUUACGAUUAACGAUCUACGAAGAGUCGUCCUGAUUUAUUCGAGAAGCAUGUUAUUUGAUCCCUUAAUGCAUAACAUCAUCCAUUGGCAACAGGAGAUGAGGAGGAAGAGGAAUAAUCAGUAGUCUUAAGAGCGUACACGCGAUAUCUAAAUGUGUGCAAAUAAAUAGAGAGAGAUAUACAUAAAUAUAUAUAUAUAAAACUACUCUAGGCCUAAGAAUUAAGUUUAGAAAUGCGUAUGGGAUAUUCACACUUAACUGCAAGAAUAUUCAAAAAUUUUUUCUAUAUAUAUAUUUUUUUUUUUUCAACUUUUAUUUGAGAACAAAAGUGCGCCCCGUCUUUCACAAACACACACCCCAAAAACUAACGAUAGAUUUCAAUUUAUUUUCCAUGAAAUACACGGCAUACAAUACGUUUUGUUCUCUUUAAGUUAACGCUGAUGAACACACUGUGAAUGAAAUGAACCGAACAAUGUUUUCCCGAAAAACAAAACUCAUCCAAAAUCAAAAAAACGAAAGAGAAAUUAAGAGAUGAGAAGAGAAGGAGGAGAAGAAUCAACUCUUUAACUGAAGACUUUCUACCGAAAUGUAAUUGAAAAUUUAACAAAAAUACGAGAAAGAAAACUACAACUGAAAACCAAUAUAUAUAUACAUACAUAUAUGUAAACAUAUACUUUGUUUCUAUGAAAACAAUCGAAUAAGCUAAGUGCCUAUACUAACUAUUAUAUUGUGGCGUGACACGCAAGUACAGUCAGACCACUGAGCCAAGAACCAAACGUGUCCUCCCUCCCUCAAUCGCACACUCCACUCGCGCAGUCAUCAUGCUCACUCACUCAAUCACUUAACUGCCUCUAGGAGCUAACUUAACCUAACAAUGAAAUGAAAACAAAGCAACAAACACUCAUUGAAUCGAACCAAUCGAAUGAUUCAUUCAUUCGUCCACUGAUCUUCGGCCAGCCGGGGGGUUUUCCUGCCACUGGCUCAGGGGUCGCUACGAUAGACAGGGAGACACAGACACCCCCACACAUAGUAUACCUUGCUCAGUGGUUUGUCGUGUACUCGGAACACUACAAAUUUAACUUUAAAUAAUUCAUAGUUUAUAGUUUGUAUCUUCCCCAUUUGAUGAAAGACCCGACACUCUCCCUAACUAUCAUUCAACCGCCGCCACACCCCACCCCACCCCACCCCACUCAGCACACACAUAUUAGUUUCGAACGUUCUCAAAUGAUUUUGUUGUGCUCAUCACUCACUGUCGGCUGCCACAAUAGCAAACACAGAACAUACAGUGGGACCUCAGUAGGGCGGACACCGACUUGACUUGGACUGCGGACUGCUUUAGGGCGAAUGUUAGAGCGAGGGUUUGGUUGAGCGAGCGUGCGGCUGUGCGGCUGCUGUUGGUUGGGGAGCUGGAUGCGAGGCAACCCCGUUCUUCCGGCAAUGAGAUGUGAUAUUAUGCAACUGACGGAUCGUCAAUUGUGUGCGACAAAAAAAAAAAUGAAAUAUACGGAAACGGCUGCUCAAUUGGGCUUUCCUCCAGCAGCAGACACGUCCAGACAUGUUCACACUUAGACACACCACACACACAAAGAGAGAGACACGCAGAGAAAGAACAGUAGCGAGAAGUAGAGGAGAAGCGAAGCGAAGAGAGAGAACAGAAAAGAGUAGUAGGGUAUAGAGAAAGUAAAGAAACAUUGUUGAUGUUGAAUAAUUUUAAGGCAAUACAAUAAAUUAAACUAAAUUGUUACAUUGUAAACCUGAGUUCUUAAGUUAUUUAUUUUUGUAUGAUUAAGCAGCGCAUAUGACACCUUGUUAUAUUUACAAAAUAAUACUAUUAGAAAUUCAGCAGACAUGCCACGCCAAUAGUUAGCAUCACAUCCCCUAUACUCAGACCCAAAAACACACACGAAAAAGUUUGGAGGCAUCAUUAAUAUUCUAUUAUUUCAAAUGGAAUAACCCUCGCCAAUCAACUGUACAUACUAUACACCAGAGGCUUCUAUUCUAUCCUCAUCUCUUUUUUUCACCGCCUUACCAUUGACCAUUCUUUAUGGCACUGCCAGCAGCUAGGUUUCUGUUCCCUUUUCCUCUUCUAAUUUCUGGGUCUCCCCAACGCCGCUUGUGAAGAGCGUGGGGCUAGGCGACUACCCCACCAGCCAUGCUCCGGUUAUCGCAAAUCUCAAAACGUGGCGAAUUGACUUAAAUCGCAAACGUGCGUGCUCCGUCUUUCGCAAAUCGUAGGGUUCUUACAUUUUAAAAUACAUUUUUAUGAGAGCAAACAAAAUAUUAACAUAUUUGCUGAUGUUUUCAGUUUAUAUUUAUACAAUUGGAUAUUUUUUUCCAAAUAUUAUCUUAAUAUAUUCAAUUAAUUUAUUUCUAAUGACACCGCAAAUUUUACUUCACUUAAAUAAACCAAAACAACAACAAAUGGUGAAUUCCCUCCCGAUUUGCACAACGAGGGCAUGUUUAACUAAAAUAUUUUAAUUUCAAAAAGGAAAAACAGCUUUUCUUUAUCAAUUGGGAAUGAAACACUAUCGACAGCAAAAAGUUUCGAAAACCGGAGCACAUAGAUUUCAAUUCGUACGAAUUUUUCCCGAAAUCGUAAUCGCAAACAUUUGCGAAAACCGGAGCAUAGCUGUACUUUCUUUGAAUGGCUAGAGACCAGGCGUUGUGUCCUUUUUUUCAAUGGGUUAGUUCUUUGCUUUUAUGUACUACCAAUAAGCUGCAGAGAAAGAAAGUUAAACAGAAGAAUGCUUACGCACAUUGUUAUCACUAGAAAAGCUACAACAACAAGAACAACAAAAUCAACAACAACCUGUCUGUUAAACAAAAGAAAACAAAAAUGCAAAUAUGUAAUAUGAGUAAUACAUAUAUAUAAAGAUAUAUAUAUAUACUUACAAAAAGAAUAUGCGUAAUCAACUGUAAUUGUACCGAAAUUGAUAACUGUAAAGCGAAAAGAAAACAAAAUGGUUUAUAAAAUUGCAUAUGAUUAAAACUAUAAACUAACUAUAAAAUCAUACAAUAUCCCCCCCUUUAUGCAGCAGCGAAAGCCACACAACCAAUCAACAGAGUUAAUGCAUAAUUGAGUGUGUAAUAUGGCAUACAUAUGAAUAAAAUAAAAUAAAAUAUUAUAAUAAAACAAAGCAACAAAAAAAAAAAGGAAAAAAAAUACAAACACUGAGAAACAACCAAAACACGAAAAGGCGUAAUUCAUUUCCCCCUAUAUAUACAUACAAUAUAUAGAUAUAUGGUUAAGAGUGAACAAUUUGUACGUAAAAGCCACACACACACACGAUGAUAAUGGUGAUGUUGAAGAAAAAAACCAAACCUGUACUCGUAAUGAAAAUAUAGCAAAGAGUUUAAAUAAAAUUUAAACUAACAUAAAUACAGAGAGGGAAAACAUUUCAUGACCACAAAACACACAGAACACAACACAACACAACACAUACCAUACACACAACACACGAUUAUUUUAUUUUAUUGUAUGUAUCAUAUGAACGAAAAGAAAAUCAAAUAAUAAAAGAAAAGAACAAGGAGAGAACAACAAGCGGGCGUAAUGUAGAUUAAAUGUAGAUAGCAGAAAGAAAAAACAACACAAGAAACAUGUCAAACAAUAAAGCGAGCGAUAACCAGCAAGAAAAGCUGUACAAAA
Drosophila miranda is the source of this 11002-nucleotide messenger RNA. RefSeq names its product la-related protein Larp4B (gene Larp4B). Gene Ontology annotation, cellular component: cytosol; cytoplasmic stress granule. The record is from RefSeq and is a predicted model, not a curated record. Lineage: Eukaryota; Metazoa; Arthropoda; Insecta; Diptera; Drosophilidae. The coding region runs from base 818 to 5638 and encodes 1606 amino acids. The transcript is spliced from 9 exons. Gene Ontology annotation, biological process: positive regulation of translation. Gene Ontology annotation, molecular function: mRNA 3'-UTR binding.